CGGCAGGCGAUGUUUGUUGUCAUAUCUGUUUUUGUUGUGAAGAGCGAAGGCGAGGGUCAUCUUUGCUCGGACGAAAAUAGAGCCAAUAAGAUUCUUGUGAGUACAGUGAACCCUGGAUAGUGGAUGACUUCUGCCACAUCAAACUCUACUAUAACAUCACAUGUGUUGUUCAGGAGCUGUGGUGGACAUUAUAGAGAGGUAGAAUGUAAAACACGAUGGCUGGGUUUGAAACGUACCAAGAGUAUCAGCGAAUAGAAGAUUAUGAUGAAGACUCGCCUCCAGGAGAGGAAGAUCUACUCAUCCAUGUGCCAGAGGGCAGAGGAGACCCGUGGCAUCAUAUCAAGAACCUCGACAAUUUCUUCACAAGAAUCUAUCAUUUCCAUCAGAAGAAUGGAUUCGCCUGUAUGGUGUUAUCAGAGUUUUUUGAACUUGUGCAAUUCCUGUUUGUAGUCACGUUUACAACCUUCCUCUUCAACUGUGUGGAAUAUGAUGUUCUCUUUGCUAACCGAGUGGUCAACCACACGGGACAGAGCCUCGGUCCACUGGACAGGAACAAGGUCACCCUUCCUGAUGCGAUUUUACCCAGCGAGCAGUGCACUGAGAGGAUUCAAGGAAACAGCUGGAUCAUCUUCCUCUUGAUAAUGGCGGCAAUUUUCUGGCUCUAUCGCCUCGUGAAGGUGAUCUGCAACGUCCUCAGCUAUUGGGAGAUCCGACAGUUUUAUAAAAAAGCACUGAAAAUACAGAUGGAUGAGCUGUGCAACUUCUCGUGGCAAGAGGUCCAAGGCCGUUUGAUUCACCUGCAGCGUGAGCAGCCCAUGUGUGUCCAGAAGCGUGAACUUUCAGAACUAGACAUCCACCACCGCAUCCUGCGCUUUAAAAACUACACUGUGGCCAUGAUCAACAAGUCCCUGCUGCCCGUCAGACUGCGUGUGCCCUUCUUCGGCGACAUGAUCUUCCUCACGCAGGGCCUAAAAUACAACUUUGAGCUCAUUCUGUUCUGGGGCCCUCUGUCGCUCUUCCAGAACAAGUGGAGCCUGCAUCCCAAAUACAAACGGGCAGCAAACCGGCAGGAGCUGGCCAUGCAGCUCAGCCGCGUCAUCCUGUUGACGGGUCUGGUCAAUCUGCUGCUGUGUCCCUUCGUGCUGGUGUGGCAGGUGCUGUACGCCUUCUUUAGCUACGCGGAAGUCAUCAAGCGCGAGCCGGGAAGUUUGGGAGCCCGGCGCUGGUCGCUGUACGGCCGUCUCUACCUGCGCCACUUUAACGAGCUGGAUCACGAGCUGCAAGGCAGGCUGGGUCGUGGGUACAAACCCGCCGCCAAAUACAUGAACGCAUUUGUUUCUCCUCUACUGGCGGUGCUGGCCAGAAACGUGGCUUUCUUCUCCGGCUCGGUGCUCGCCGUGCUCAUCGCUCUGACGGUGUACGAUGAAGACGUGCUGACCGUGCAGCACAUCCUGACGGCCAUCACUGUACUCGGCGUGGUCAUCACCAUCAGCAGGUCGUUUAUUCCAGAUGAACAUAUGGUGUGGUGUCCUGAACAGCUGCUUCAGUGUGUCCUGGCCCACAUUCACUACAUGCCCGACCACUGGAAGGGCAACGCCAACAAGAGCGAGACCCGCGACGAGAUGGCCCAGCUUUUCCAGUAUAAAGCGGUCUUUAUAUUGGAGGAGCUUCUGAGUCCCAUAAUCACCCCCUUCAUCCUCAUCUUCCACCUGCGGAGCAAAUCCUCAGAAAUCAUCGACUUCUUCCGCAACUUCACCGUCGAUGUGGCAGGGGUGGGAGACAUUUGCUCAUUCGCCCAGAUGGACAUCCGGCGCCAUGGAAAUCCACAGUGGAUGUCCGAAGGUCAGACCGAGGCCUCGGUGUACCAGCAGGCUGAGAACGGGAAGACGGAGCUGUCUCUGAUGCAUUUCACCAUCAAAAACCCGCGCUGGGAGCCGCCGCAGGAGAGCUCUGUGUUCAUCAGCAAUCUGAAGGAAAAGGUGAACCAGGACGCUCAGACAGGACCGUCUCCUCAGCUGCUGCUGUCCGAGGCUCCUCUCUGCUCCUCGCUGCUGUCCGAUGAGUCUGCCAUGGCUCCUGAUAAUCUGUUAGCCAGUGUGUUGGCUCACUCCGGACUGCCUGGGAGGAACCGUCGCUUCGUCCCGCCGAGCAGCACGGCUUCAGCUGCCGCUAGUGUCCUGGCGUCCCUUUCGUCGUCUCAUCAGCCUCACGCCGGCCGGUCUCGCUCACACACACUCCUGCCAUCCCGACAGAGUCAGGACGACACCAUGUACUGCAGCGACCGCACUGUGGGCGACAGAAUGUCUGCAAGUGACUCCAGGCUGCUCAGCCAGUCUUAUUCGGGCCUGGCGUCAGAGUUCGCAUCAGCCGAGAUGAGCCUGCACGCUAUAUACAUGCACGAGGUGCAUCAGCAGAAGACCCAGCAUGCAUCUGGACCGUUUCAGGUUUCUGUGCCAAUGAGGGAGUUGAGCACCAACAGAGCUCAAGGUCUUCAGAUACAGUCCACACAGACAGUCGCCUUGGUGCCGCCCGCUUCUGGCCGCUUGGGCGGCUGGGCUGAAGAGGAAGAGGAGGAGCAUGCGGACGAGGAAGAGAUAAACACCAACCCUGUUCAGGAUCAGACCAGCAGAGGGAGCAGCUGAAGUGCCUUCAACCUGUACAUUUUUGUUCAUUUCUGGGAGUUGUGGCCUUACUUUGGUUUGGCAUGUCUCUCGUCGGUUCUCUGGACACACCGUCUUCCAGUUCAGAGAAACUGUGACGUAACGGACUGCCACUUCCCCUCCCUCGUCACAUCAGUUACAUUUACAUUUCAGACUGCUGUGUGUGUGUGUGUUAGUUUUGUUUAUGACACAACAGGGUGACACUUGUUUUACAGUAUUUAUUUCCAUUUCAUUUCUUUCAUGCAUCGUUUGUUUUAUUUGGGUUCGAGCAAGUUACGUUUCCGCAUCUUUGAUUCGAAGGCGAGUCGGGCAGUAUUACGUUUUGAAGCGCUGCUGAAAACAUCCUUUUAGCAUAGUAUUGCUAGUUUCAUUUUUGCAUUAUAGCAUCAGCGGACAUAAAAUAUCACUGAAUGUAAAAUCAUAACCAGUUGCCUCGUGGAAAAAACUAAAUAUUUGUCACAAAGUUAUAAAACUUUUUUUUUUUUGAGAGAGAGAGAGAGUGAGAGAAAAUAUAAUAUAUAGACUUGUGGAUCAUUUUUUGCUUAAAGAAACACUUAAUUUAAAUUAAAAGUAAUUCGCAUUUGGGAAUAAAAUAACCUCUUAGCCAGAGAUUAAAAAAAGUUCAAUUUAAAUGAUUUUAGCAAUAAAACUAAAAAAAAUGUAGGUCUGUCACGAGCCUUUCAUCUACAGCAACAAAUAACUUAAAACAUCUUAGACGACCAUAUGACUGCAUUAAAGCAUUUUUCUUAGUUGAACUAUUCGAAAGCUGUACGAAUGAUUAACUCCCGAUGUGGAAAAAGCGAUAAACUUGUUAAAAUGAAAGCGUUUUUUUUUUAAAAGCCAGACAUUAAUCCCAGUUCGUUGAGACAUUAUCUCGAUUACUUGUUCAGCUUGUAAACUGCAGAUUAGCACAUUAUUUAACCACUUAAGAAGUUCAAAUGAAACCCUUUCAGGUUAAAGUCAGUUUGAAGGUGUUAGUGUUGUAUUUUGGAGCUCGGUUUAGGAUCGCUGCUCUGUACCCAACCGAUAACAGUCUCUUCCGGCGUGCUGAAUGAAAUAUUACACAUCUGACAAGAUGAUCUUUCAAUCCGAAUCGCAGAAUUCAUCAGUUUAAGCAGUUAAUGUCAUGCGUCUGAGUCCGUGUCAACCCAAAUCAGCAGGGCAUGAGUUAGUUCAGUCAGGUUUCGAACCAGAAUCUCCAGAACAAAAUAGUUAUAAGUUAACUAAUGUGCUCUCUCAAAGCACAAGAACAUUCGUCUCUGUAAUAUAUCACGAGAGCCUAAGGGCUUCUGAUGGUUUGCACAUGGUAUAUGACACUCACGUGAAACACUGAACUUCCUGUGGCCGGAGCGUGUCAGGAGCUUUCAGAAAUCAUCUACUUGAAAUACUGCAGAAUUAAGAGAUCUGCAUCCAUAUCACACCCACUGAAAUACCUCCGCAUGUACCUUAAGAGCGUGUAUGUACAGUAUUUAUUUGUGUGGGACGUUCUUGAACGAAGGCGAUCAGGAUGUAGUUGCAGACGUGCUGUUUGCAGUGUUUUUCCACACAAGACUGAACUGCGUAAGUGAAACACAUUGUUUUACAGCUCUGUUAUCUUAAACAGUCUGGGGUUGGACUGUGCCAGGUGCUAUAUAUACAUAUGUAUAUUUAAUUAGUUUGGAUAUUUAUCUCUCUUUGUUGGAUUUUGACUUUUUUUGUCUGAUCAAAAUAACACUAUCAAUAAAUAAAACCAUAGCAAAACUGG
Molecule: messenger RNA, 4404 nt
Organism: Carassius auratus (goldfish)
Lineage: Eukaryota; Metazoa; Chordata; Actinopteri; Cypriniformes; Cyprinidae
Product: autophagy-related protein 9A-like
Exons: 15
Coding region: 216-2642 (808 amino acids)
Biological process (GO): autophagy of mitochondrion; piecemeal microautophagy of the nucleus; reticulophagy
Cellular component (GO): phagophore assembly site; autophagosome
Source: RefSeq, a predicted model, not a curated record